CCCUUAAGAGCGGCUCGUGGAGCAGAGAGAGCGCCUCGUCGGGAGGCAGAAACGAGCAAUACGAAAACAUACACGCUUAUUUAUUAUUUUUGUUUUGUUUUGCACAAAAAUUGGAGGAAAUCUGUUUUUGGAGCGCAAGCCUUUCUCGUGCGGAAUGUGGCGCUGAAAAAGAAAACCAGGAUUGACACGGAGGAGCAAGUUUUCUGCAGAUUUGUGUGGUUGGAAUCGCUAAGCUAAUCUAGCUAGCCGGCCUAGCGUUCACCUCUGCCCGGGAAGCUCGUCACCAUUUCCGCGUCUCUAGCUUGUGGAACGUUGCAGUUAGCGGUACAUAGCGGACCGGUUGUGCAAUUGAUAGCUAGUUAUCACUGGAACUGCUCAGUUUGAACAGAGGCUGACGAGCUAACUAGCUAUCUGUCACCCUGUCCCACCCUCAGCUAGUCUUCAGCUAUUAGCAUAAGGCUAAUCUUUGGUGGCCACUUUUACAAGGCAACUUUACAACACAGCUACCUCUGCUUCUUCAGCUCUUUAACGUUAGCUAACAUUGCUGACGUUUCUUUAUCAAACCCUCUUUAGUUCAUACACUGGCAGGAAGGGGGGAAAAAAACGAACCCUAAAGUGCAAAGAACAGCGUAUAGCCGAGCGUCUGCUGUCCGUGAGCUGAGAUCAGAGCUGUUUGCUUUGACAUUAACGAAAAGAGACACUUGUGUAGUGAAACCGCCAAAUAUAUAAAACCCAAACACGUGGUUAGUCAUUUUUUUAACUCUUAAACUCCCCAGCAGUGCAGUUUGUACCUGGUUGAUGCUGAAAUAACAACGUUUACGUAUAAAUAAACAAGUCCGGUAGGUAAAUCCUUUGGCCUUAAAAGCUUGAACGCUUAUCCGUGAGGCUGUAAACACCCGGAACCAAACAACUGUCAUUAAUAUAUUUUUAUGCCAGAGAAAUUGUUUAAUUCGUUUUUGGUACGAAGAAGUAAAUUCUAUGAUUGUCAGACUAAACUGGGCUACUGGCAUUUGUGUGAACCAGUUCAUUUUUUCUCACUUAAGUCCGUAUUUUGAAGCCUUGAUCUUUUGUAGGCCUACCUCUUGACACCUCACUGGGAAACGACACAUGUUAUUCCGACACUUUUUCGACUGAGAUCAAAUCGAGACCCAGAUAAAUAACUCUUGUUACUUGCUCCUUUAAAAGCAAGCGUUUUCUGUACUGCAGCCCGUCCACUACAUGGACUGAUAAGGAGAAAUAUAUUUCUAUUUUUGUACCACAGUACAUAAUUUACAGAAAUAAAUCUAUAGUCGGGGAGAAGAAUAUCAGCAUCACCAUCCAACCAUGAGUAUUGAGAUCCCGGCAGGUCUGACCGAGCUUCUGCAGGGUUACACGGUGGAGGUGUUGCGCCAGAGGCCACCGGAUCUGAUCGAGUUCGCUGUUCAGUAUUUCACCCGCCUCAGAGACACCAGGAGUCAAGAUGGUUCCGGGGCCACUGCCAAGUCCGGUGGCAAGGGAGUGAUGUUUGAUGGUGAGCCCAUGCAGACAGAGUCUAAUGGUGAUGAUGAUGACGAUGAUGAAGACUCUGACUUUGAGCCACCUCCCCCCAGCAGAUUUAACCGGAGAGUGUCGGUGUGCGCAGAGGCAUUUAACCCUGAUGAAGAUGAGGAAGACUCUGAGCCAAGAGUCGUUCACCCAAAAACAGAUGAGCAAAGAUGCAGGCUACAGGAGGCUUGCAAAGACAUACUGCUGUUUAAAGCUCUUGACCAGGAGCAGUUUUCACAAGUGCUGGAUGCCAUGUUUGAAGUGAUUGUGCAGCCUCAAGAACAUGUAAUUGAUCAGGGAGAUGACGGGGAUAAUUUCUACGUCAUUGAAAGGGGCGUGUAUGAUAUUGUGGUGCAGAAGGAUGGCGUGGGCUGCUGCGUUGGUCAGUACAAUAACAAGGGCAGCUUUGGAGAGCUGGCGCUUAUGUACAACACACCUCGAGCUGCAACCAUCAUCUCCAAGCAGGAGGGGGCCCUCUGGGGACUGGACCGAGCAACAUUCCGUAGGCUGAUUGUGAAGAACAAUGCGAAGAAGAGGAGGAUGUAUGAGCGCUUCAUUGAGUCUGUGCCACUCCUCAAAUCUCUGGAGUUGUCUGAAAGAAUGAAGAUUGUUGAUGUUUUGGGGGUGAAGACUUUUCAGGAUGGAGAGAGGAUUAUCAUGCAGGGGGAGAAAGCAGACUGUUUCUACGUUGUUGAAUCUGGGGAGGUGAAGAUCAUGAUGAAGAGCAAAACAAAAGCAGACAGACAGGAUAAUGCCGAGGUAGAAAUUGCUCGUUGCACUAGAGGGCAGUACUUUGGAGAGCUUGCACUUGUAACCAACAAACCACGGGCUGCCUCGGCUUACGCCAUUGGAGAGGUUAAGUGCUUGGUGAUUGAUGUGCAGGCAUUUGAGCGCUUGCUUGGCCCAUGUAUGGAGAUCAUGAAGAGGAACAUUGCUCAUUACGAAGAGCAGCUGGUGGCUCUGUUUGGCUCCAGCAUGGAUCUCAGAGACUGACAGAGACUGGCCGUGCCUUACACACCUUACAUACACACUCCACAUACAUGCACACACGAACACAUAAGUAAUCUAAUACAUAUAGUUUCUAUAAACACCACACGAUUUGUAGGCACACACUCCUUUUUAUGUUCAACUCCUUCCCCAGAAGACACACACAAUGAAAGAUUUUUUUUUUCUCUGUCCUCUCUCUUUUGCUCCCUUGAAUCCUCCCCAACCGAUCCCUAACAUGCUCCCUUUCUCUCACACACUCGCACUAACACACCCCUGCAGUCUAUACAUCAGCUUUUUGGUGUAAAACGAAAGCAUUACGUGCACUCGAGCUGUGGCCAUCAGUCGACUUCAAGAAACAAGGACAGCCGUGCAGACACCAGAACACACUUGCACAAUGCAACGAAUAAACUCAGCCAAGGACCCAUCCCUUCCUAUGGACAUACACGUAAAAGAUGACAUAAAAUAAUGUUUGCAAAAUAAAGGAUCCUAAAAACAACUAAAAAUGCAAAAAAUAUAUAUAUAUAUGGUUGAACCGAGAAGUUUUAGAAACAUUUUAUGACAGUGCGAAGCUUUGAUUAACAUUUAUUUAAAUAAGACUUGUUUCCUUUCCUGCUAUUGGUGCGUUGAGUUAGUGCUGGUGGUAUCCACGGUGACCAAUGUUAGGUCCUCGUCUUGCUCACAAAAACUCCAUAUAUGGUAUUGAUUAAUGUAUUAUUAUUAUUAUUAUUAUUAUUAUUAUUAUUAUUAUUACUGCUUUUGGAAAAAAAAUUGUUUUAUUUUUGGGCUCUCUUGGAGAAUGUGCAGCAGAAUCUAGUGCUUAUUUUUUUUCUUGGUCAUUCUGGAUGAGUUGUUCUGAAAAGUAAAUAAAGCAAAACAUUUUGUUAACA
Messenger RNA from Tachysurus vachellii, 3398 nucleotides. RefSeq names its product protein kinase, cAMP-dependent, regulatory, type II, alpha A (gene prkar2aa). Lineage: Eukaryota; Metazoa; Chordata; Actinopteri; Siluriformes; Bagridae. Gene Ontology annotation, cellular component: cAMP-dependent protein kinase complex. The transcript is spliced from 10 exons. The record is from RefSeq and is a predicted model, not a curated record. Gene Ontology annotation, biological process: regulation of protein phosphorylation. The coding region runs from base 1324 to 2517 and encodes 397 amino acids. Gene Ontology annotation, molecular function: cAMP-dependent protein kinase regulator activity.